Brenthis ino (lesser marbled fritillary) is the source of this 2409-nucleotide messenger RNA. The record is from the annotation of a GenBank genome assembly. NCBI's taxonomy places the organism in Eukaryota, Metazoa, Arthropoda, Insecta, Lepidoptera, Nymphalidae.
AUGGCAUCUUUAGAUCUUUUAACGCCACAUUUAUCUAAAAUUAAAAUACCGUCUGCCCAACAAUUAGUCUACAAGGAUGAGUGUGUAUAUUCUUUUGACAAUCCGAAAUCAGAGACUGGUCUAUAUGUUUCACUAACAUCUUUCCUCGGCUUCGGUCGAAAUUACGUCGAGCAGUACUUCCAGAAGACUGGGAAUGCUGUCUUUCUACAUAUAUUCAGAGAUAAGAAGCCUAUUCCCGAACCAGAACAAACCGGUGAUGGUCCGGAGAAGAAGAUCACCCGUCUGGCUAUCGGAGUUGAGGGUGGGUUCGACCCUGACUGUAACAAGGCAAAAUAUACCUACACAGAUCAUUAUAACGUAGUGAUCUUGCCUGGAUUUCACACUUAUCCCUGGCCUAAUGAUGCUUUGCCUGAAGUGAUUAAAAAAUCAGUCCAAGGCGUCCUAGACGCAGAGUCACCUUUCAAAAUAGCUGAAAUGGAAGUACUGGCCGGUACUUGGGAUGGAGAAAAACGAGAAGUGUCUGUCCAUUCAGUAAACCUAACUCAAUUGGAUAAUGGUGUUAAAAUACCACCAUCUGGUUGGAAGUGUUCCAAGUGUGAUCUAACAAAUAACCUGUGGCUGAAUCUCACCGAUGGUUCUAUACUCUGUGGUAGAAGAUUCUUUGACGGCUCUGGUGGAAAUGAUCAUGCUGUGGAGCAUUACCGUGAAACUGGGUACCCUCUGGCGGUGAAGUUGGGAACUAUCACGUCGGAGGGCAAGGGCGACGUGUACUCGUACGCGGAGGACGAUAUGGUAGAAGAUCCUUAUUUAGCUGAUCAUUUGAAGCAUUUCGGAAUAAAUGUCCAGCAACUGGAAAAGACGGACAAGUCGAUGGUGGAGCUGGAGCUGGAGCUGAACCGUCGCAGCGGCGAGUGGAGCGCGCUGCAGGAGUCGGGCACGUGUCUGCGGCCGGUGUACGGGCCCGCGCUCACCGGCCUCAACAACCUCGGCAACUCCUGCUACAUCAAUAGUGUCGUGCAGGUGCUAUUUAGAAUGCCCGACUUCAUCCGGCGGUACGUAGAAGGGGCGCCUGAAAUAUUCUCUACGUUUCCAGAAGAUCCUGCCAACGACUUUGAUGUACAGAUGGCUAAAUUAGGCGUGGGUCUGGUAUCGGGACGCUACUCGUUCCCACCGUGCGAGGGCGCGCAGGCGGGCGUGUCGCCGCACAUGUUCCGGCGCGUGGCGGCGCGCGGACACGCGGAGUUCUCCACCAAGCGGCAGCAGGACGCGCACGAGUUCUAUCUGCAUCUGCUUAAUCUUAUUGAGCGCCACAGCCGGCACAAGGCCAACCCGUGCGAGUGCGUGCGGUUCGCGGUGGAGGAGCGCAUGCAGUGCGGCGCGUCGCGCGGCGUGCGCUACACGGCGCGCGCCGAGCACCACCUGCCGCUGCCCGUGCCGCUGCACGCCGCCGCCAACGCGCCCGCCGUGCGCGACUACGAGCGCCGGCGCGCCGCCGCCGAGGCCGCCGGACAGCGGCUGGAUCCAUCUCUGGUGGUGCGACCGCACAUCCCGUUCCAAGCGUGUCUCGACAGUUUCAUGAAGGAGGAGACUGUGGAGCAGUUCUACAGUUCUGCUGUCAAUAAGAAAGUGACUGCACGAAAAAUAACUCGCCUCGCCACGUUCCCGGAUUAUUUGCUAAUUCAACUGAAAAAGUUCACUAUCAAAGAGGAUUGGACACCGGCCAAGCUCGAUGUAGCUGUUGACAUGCCAUGGGAGGUGGAUCUAAGCUGUCUCCGAGGAAGGGGAGUCCAGCCCGAUGAAACUCUUCUGCCUGAUGCCGCUCCAGACGCCCCUGCACCUGUAUAUAACGAGGAAUGGAUGACUAAACUUCUGGACAUGGGCUUCCCAAUAGAAGCGUGUAAAAAAUCCCUAUACUACACGAACAACUCUGGCAUGGAGGCGGCCUCCAACUGGCUCAUGGAGCACAUGACUGACUGGGACUUUGAGAAUAAAUUUGAACCCCCUGGCUCGCAGAAUGCAGGCGCGCACGCAGCCGCGGCGGUGGAUGAGGCGAGCGUCGAGCAGAUAACGAGCAUGGGCUUCACCAGCGCGCAGGCGGCCAGAGCCCUGCGCGCCACCGACGGGGACGUGGCCCGUGCGCUGGACUGGAUCUUCAGUCAUGCUGACCAGCUGGACGGAGAGGACACCACGGCUGCACCUGUGCAGGACAGGACGCUCGGAUGCAGGGAUGGGCCGGAGAAAUACAAACUGGUCGCAUUCAUAUCACACAUGGGAACAUCUACAAUGGUGGGCCACUACGUGUGCCACAUCCUGCAUGAAGGUCAAUGGGUCAUAUUCAAUGACAAUAAGGUGGCUCUCUCAGAAAAUCCUCCCAAAGAUCUCGGUUACUUAUACCUGUAUGAAAGGCUG